UCAGACGCUGCAAUCUGAGGUCGCCUUGGCAGAGCUGCACCACUACGCUCAACAUGAGAGGUCUCAGAAACGUUAUCCGGGAUAAAAAGCUCUUAUUUGAUGCACCAGACUAUUUUAAGUCGCAGCGAAAACAGCCGCAGUGGUUGAGGUUGAUUGGGCGAGUCCCAAGGGCUUUGUUUAAGUUUCAUUGUUCGGCCCCGAUUGCAUUACAAACUAGAAAAGUGAAACGUAACGUCAGAAUUUCUGCAAAUGGAGAGUAGGCGAUGACUUACAGGACUUGACAAUGGUUUAUUUGUGUACAACGACCAAUUAGUUUCAACCGAGGCUUUAACAAUAGAACAAAACUUUUCUUAGUUACACUAAUGCACUCUUUGUCGUGAUGUUAACCCCGGUCAGGCCAACUAACCAAUGCCAGCACAAUCGAGGUCGCCUCACAGCCUGCAUAUUAUGAAUCCGAUCGACUCAAUCGGCAAUGGAUUAGUUUGGUAAAGGAAGAUGGCGGGUCCUGCAAAAGCGCCAAACCCCUGUUCUUCUAAUUGAUAAAAACAGUAACCUUCUUGCUUAUUUGUUGUAAUUAAUCGCACAAAUAUUCGAGUAUUGACAUCAUGAAGAGGAACAUCGCUUGUCGGACGUAACGGCUAGUAGGACUGCCGGGAAAGGCCGGCGCUAUGUGUGAGAACUAUGCCCGCUCUGUGUUGCGGGUGUCGGUGGCUCAGAUUUGCCAAGUGCUGGGCUGGGAUGCAGUACAGCUAAGCGCUUGUGAUAUGCUGUCCGAUGUUCUGGACCGCUACAUUCAACAGCUGGCUCGAAGCUGUCAUCGUUAUGCCGAGCUGUAUGGCCGGACCGACCCAGUGUUGUCGGACAUCGGCCGGGCCUUCGGGGUACUGGGGGUGAGCCUGUCAGAGCUCGAGGACUACGUGAACCACCUGGAGCCUGUGGCCUUCCCUCAGAACACGCACCUGUUCCCCGUCGCCAAGAGCAGCACGCUGCAGUUCCCCUCUCCCUGCGAGGAGAGGAGGGACUACAUCCCUGACUACCUGCCACCCCUCGUCUCCCUGCAGGAAGAUGAGGAAGAGGAGCCGGAGCCCGUUGCUAUGGGGACGUCGGCAGAAGCCAUGCAGGUGUCUGUGGAAGAGGACGAUGGCGAGGAAGACUACGACGAAGAGGCCGAGAACGCAGAGAACCGUCCGACCAAGCGUGAGGCGGACGAGGCCUUCCCCCUGGGCGUCAUGCCGACGGCCAAACGGCCCCGCCUGGGCGUCAGCCUCAACCCGGACUCCAGCCCUGAGUGGACCUCGGAACCCCGCGAGCCGCUGUCCUCCCUCAACCCCCAGCUGCCCAUGUCUCCCUCCUCACCGCCCCUCUCCCCCGCCCCCACCCCCGCCGCACGCCCCCCCGCCACCCCGGGGCGCAAGCCUCCGCGGCCCCCGCUCUCCUCGCCGGGGAGGAAGACCAAGUCGCCGCGGCGGGGCGGGGCCAACGUGAGCCCCGUGCGCAUCCCCAAACUGACCCAGAAGGACAAGAAGAAGAAGAACUCCCCGCGGAGCCCCCGGGGGGCCGCCGCCGCCGCCGCCACUCACGCGGCCCAGCUGCCCUCACCGCCCCUGGGCUCGAGUCAGAGGGACGGCAGGGUGGGUCCUGGGGGUGCCGGAGGUCGCUCUGGCGGGCUGGCGAACUCCGACCUCCAUGCGCAGAGGGCGUCCAUGCACGACACGGGGGACGCGGACAUCGACGAUUCCAUCUCCGCGGUGAUCGCCCGGGCAUGUGCCAGCGGGGGGUCGGGUAGCGCCCGCCCCCACGACCCGUACGACCUCCCGUCCGACUCGGACAGCGACUCCGACCCGGGCCUGUCGCUCUCACACACCUUGCUGGGCAGGCACGUCGGUGGCAAGAACGCACACACGCCGGCCGGCUCCAAAUACGCCCCGCCGGGUCGACUGAACAUCACCUCCACUCCUCUGCCGCCCGCCUACAGCCUGGACCGCUCCAUCGACGAGGUCGUGCGGCAGGCCGGCAAGCGCGUCUCCGCGGCGACGCCCUCCGACGACCCCGACGACCUCUCCUCGCCGCCGCUCUCGCCCCCGACCCCGCAGCCCUUGCCCAAGCUCUGCCUGGACGACUUCUCGGUCGGCGCGGCGACGGAGGGCAAGAAGAAGAAGCCCAAGAAAGAGUCCAAGCUGAAGGCCAAGAGGAAAGAAGGGAAAGACAAACCCAAGGGGAAGGAGAAGGAGAAGACCAAGAGCAAAGAGAAGAAGAAAGAGAAGAAGAGCAGGGAGGCGGAGGGCCGGCUGUCGUGGAAGGACGCCGGGGAGUCCGAGGGCCGGGACGACUCCUUCAGCAUGGCGGCGGCGGCGGCGGCGGCUGCUGCUGCGGCGGCGGCGGCCAUCUCGGUCGCGGAGGAGCGGCGCGAGAAGGAGAAGCACAAGGAGAAGAAGAAGGAGAAACUCAAGAGCAAGAAGGAGAAGGCCAAGCGCGAGAAGGCCAAGGAGCGCGUGAAGGAGGGCAAGAAGAAGAAGAAGAUGACGCAGGAGGAGCGGGAGAGGGAGGCCACGCUGUCGCUCUUCGGCCCCGCCGCCCUCCUCCUGCUGCCCUCCCUGCCCCCGUUGCCCCCGGUCGUCGUGAAAACCCCCGCCGCCUCCGGCCUCGGGGGCGACAAGACGCCCAAGAGCAAGGAGAAGCAGAAGAAGAAGGACAAGAAGGAGAAGAAAAAGAAGAAGGAGAAGGACAGGGAGAAGGAGAGAGAGAAGGAGAGGGAGAAGGAGAGAGAGAAGGAGAGAGAGCAGCAGGAGAAGGAGGAGAAGAAGAAAGGAAAAGAAAAAGAGAAGGGUGGAAAAGCGAAGGAGAAGGCAAAGGAGUUGGCAAAACUAGAGAAGGUGAAGGCGGCUGAUCCCCCUGUUCUCCUCUCCCCGGUCAUCCCAAGGUUAACUCUCAGAGUGGGAGCUGGACAGGACAAGAUUGUCAUCAGUAAGGUGGUUCCAGACUCCGAGGCCAGUGCCCCCCCUCCUCCCGCUCCUCUCCCUCCCCCCGUGAAGACACCCACUGCCAGGUCUGGUCCCGGCAGCCGAGGCCGCGCCCCCCCCACACCGGCCGUGGUGGCCCCCCCGCCUCCUCCGCCCCCGGCCCCCGCCCCGGUGCCCCUGUCCCUGCCCACACACCUGCCCCCGACCCCCCCGCCGGCCCUCGGUGCGGCCAAGAGCGGGUGCAGCGUGGUCACCGAGACCGUCAGUGCCUACGUGGUUCGUGAUGAAUGGGGGAAUAAGGUCUGGAUCUGUCCUGGCUGCAACAAACCAGAUGAUGGGAGUCCGAUGAUUGGCUGUGAUCAGUGCGAUGACUGGUACCACUGGCUGUGUGUGGGUAUUCUGACUCCGCCCCCCGAGGACCAGCAGUGGUUCUGUGUGAAGUGUGCCGGCAAGAAGACCGACAAGAAGCAGAAGAAGAGGCGACGCAAAGCCAACUAAACACACACACACACACACACACACACACACACGC
Molecule: messenger RNA, 3492 nt
Organism: Clupea harengus (Atlantic herring)
Lineage: Eukaryota; Metazoa; Chordata; Actinopteri; Clupeiformes; Clupeidae
Gene: taf3
Product: TAF3 RNA polymerase II, TATA box binding protein (TBP)-associated facto
Biological process (GO): positive regulation of transcription by RNA polymerase II
Cellular component (GO): transcription factor TFIID complex
Molecular function (GO): transcription factor binding; protein heterodimerization activity; p53 binding
Source: RefSeq, a predicted model, not a curated record